UGAAAUGAGACAGUGGUAGAAUGCAGUCGAGCAAAUCGGGACCGAGAAGUCAGUCACGUCGCGUAGCUCCUUGCCAGAGAAGGAAGAUCCACGAUCAGCAAAGAUUCUUAAGUAUGGCAUCUGCAGGGUGUCGGUUUAUUUUACCGCUUAUGGUGGCUGCCGCCAUUAUAACCAAAAGUCAGGCUCAAUUUCGCUGUCCAGAGACUAAGGGCUUUUUUCCGGACCCUGAACAGUGCGAUCUUUACUACGCAUGCGUAGACGGGCAACCGGAAGAACGUCUAUGCAAGGACGGCCUCGUCUUCAGGGACGACAAUCCUAAAAAAGAUUUCUGUGACAUACCUGCGAACGUACCCUGCGGCGACCGCACCCUGCUACAGGAACCACAGGUCAGCAAACAAUGUCCACGCGCAAAUGGCUAUUUCAAACUUGACGAUCCAACCUCUUGCGAUCAUUUUGUGAACUGUAUCGACGGAGUCGCCCAAUUAAUGCCUUGCCCGCCGGGACUUGUUUACGAGGACAAGAUGGCCACCUGCGUGUGGCCUGCAGACGCCACGAGACUCUGCGAAGAUGUGAAACGUGAUGCUCUGGAUGAUGGAUUUACUUGUCCCGAGGGAGACGUCGCUGGACCACAAGGAAGAAUCUUGCCACAUCCUACUUAUCCUCAUCCUGAGGAUUGUGCCAAGUUUUACAUAUGCAGGAAUGGCGUAAGGCCACAAAAGGGCCAGUGCGAGUAUGGCACCGUUUACAAUGAAGAUAGCUUCAGGUGUACUGAUCCGGACAAUGUACCAGGAUGCGAGGACUAUUACAAGAAAAAGAACUGAGUCACGUGCCAACGUUAGCAAUGUAACCAACGACUUUUACUCCUUAAGAACAAUAAAUAUUUUAAUCUUA
Messenger RNA from Cephus cinctus (wheat stem sawfly), 891 nucleotides. Its product is annotated as protein obstructor-E. NCBI's taxonomy places the organism in Eukaryota, Metazoa, Arthropoda, Insecta, Hymenoptera, Cephidae. The record is from RefSeq and is a predicted model, not a curated record. Gene Ontology annotation, cellular component: extracellular region. Gene Ontology annotation, molecular function: chitin binding. The transcript is spliced from 3 exons. The coding region runs from base 21 to 821 and encodes 266 amino acids.